Molecule: messenger RNA, 324 nt
Organism: Pichia kudriavzevii
Lineage: Eukaryota; Fungi; Ascomycota; Pichiomycetes; Pichiales; Pichiaceae
Exons: 1
Coding region: 1-324 (107 amino acids)
Source: RefSeq, a predicted model, not a curated record
AUGGCUAUCCAACAAGUCAGUAGAGUCGGUGGUCCAAACAGAUGCUUUGGUACUUUCCAAAAGGCUAUUGAAUGUAUGACCAAUGCAAACACAAAGAACAACGAAGAAUGUAAACCAUUCUUGGAUGAUUAUGUUGAAUGUAGAAGACACAGAUUGGAAACCUAUAAAAUGGUUAUUGUCAAACAACAUUUAGAAAAAGAUAGAACCGAUUUGGAUGUUGAAAAGAUUGGUGCACCAUAUGUUAAGAAGAGAGACUACUUGACUCCUAAAACACUAGGUUUAGUUGGUGGUGAUGAUCAUGCAAUCCAAACUGCAAAGUUCUAG